AUGGCGGCGAAUUUAUUGGAAGACAGUUUGCGAUCGCUGCAUGAUCUUUAUCGAGACUCCGGCGGCAGAGCCAAAGAACAGAUUGACACUGUUGUUGGCGAUGUCAUACAAAUAUGCUUGAACGAAUUAUCCGAAAAGGACGUCGACUACUGUUGCUCUGUGCUAUUUGACAAGGAAAUUGGAGUGGUCAAGUUUUUGCAGAAAAUUAUCACUGCUGAAGAGUUCCAGGGAUGCAAGGCACAACUGCUAGACUUGCUGGCAGGCUUCACAGAGAAGGUUGGGAAGAAGAUCCUUGAUUAUGCCGUGGAUAUCAAAGAAAUCAGUUUCUCAUUGUUUAUGAGAGAUAGGUUUGCUAAAGUUAAGAAUGCAGCAAUUCCUGUGCUUAUUAAGCUCCUUGAGGUGAGUGCAGGGUCAGCGAUGGGGGACCAGCUGAAGGUCAGCAAGCUCACGGAGAAGCUCUUCCUGGAACUGACCAAGAGCUCCAGUAAACUACAGGCAUCAGUGAAGGCCAAUGUAUACCAGCUCCUGGGAGUGAUAUCCGAGGUGUACCCGGAACUGAUGGCGAACUACUCGGAGAGAUUGGUUGGACUGUAUGUGAAUGCCCUGAAGGCUGAGAUGGAGUCGAAGACCCGCAAACCAGAAUUAACAGUUAUAGCUGGGUGUUUGGAGGGACUGACAGCCUAUCUUGUUAACUUCACACAGUCGGCUGAGGAAGGCUCAAAAAACAGCUAUGCAAUCUUCAAAUAUGCCCGGAUGGCAAUUGACCCAGGGAUCAGCUUUUCCAGAUACGAUGUACCCCGAGGUGGCCUCCGACUGUUUGGCAAACACUGUGGCCAGUUCAACCAGUUCAUCAUGGAUGACUACCAGGGAAUGUAUGAGAAGUUCCUCAGCUGGAACCGGCAUCACAAUCGCGAGUUGGCACAUCUCGGCAUGAUGGCCAUGGAAUCUUUCCUCAAACAGGUUGCAGAGAUGUUGGUUGUCCGUGCCCAGGAGGGGAAGAAAGAAGGAGCUGUUUUCAAGUUUUUCAUCCAACAGUUCCGUAACAUCAUGAAUGAUAACAUGUCUGGCUCCAAGGAAGUGUCCCUGGCAAUCAGGGGAUAUGGCUUGUUGGCAGCGCCAUGUCGGUCGUUCCUGUCUCCGUCUGAUGUCCAGUUCAUGUUCAGCGAGAUGAUCAGCAAGUGUGAACAACAGUUCUUGGGGCAAGUUGAAGAUCUGGAGGACAGGAUUAUCUCCCUUCCCAGCUACCUGGAGGCGCUGGCAUACAUUGUGAAGGAGGUGGAUCAGGUGUCGGACACCUACGCUGCCACCUUGGAACACUUGCUGGUCUUACUGCUGGAGAACUUCCCCCAGGUCCAUGCUAAGCUCCGCUUCAUCUGCCAGAAGGCCAUGCUGCAGGUUUUGCUGGCUCUCAUGGCUAAAGGAACAACGUUCCAGCAGGUCCUCUCAGGCAUGGUGUAUCAGGGCCUGAUUCGUACCUGCUCCCACCCAGUCAGUCUGGACACGGAGCAGACGGAGGAGCAGACGGCAGAUGUCGUGGAGAAGAAAGUGUCAUACAAGGACUUCAUUGAGCUGUGGCAGACGCUGCUGAACAGUGCCAGAAUCAAGUCGUUUGCCAGUGAGGACAUCAGCAUUGCCGACCGCCACCGGCUGACCGAGGCCAUGUAUGAGGAACUGAUGACCUCCACAAUCAAGAUCCUCAAUAAACUGGACCUCUCAUCAGCAGCCGAGAAGGGAGAAGAGUCAGUACCAGAAGAUGGAGUAGAGACAUCAGCAGACCCAACAUCCGGAGUCCAGGCCAACCGACCCCGAGACUUCCAGGUCCUCAUCAACCUGGUUGACUUCUGCAGGGACCUGCUGCCUGUGUGCCACUACGAGCUGUUUGAAAGAUGGCUGUUCACCUUCUGUCACUCCGUCAUACUGCUCUCCACACAGAAUCCUCUUGUGUCCGGCUUCUACAAGAUGCUGGCUGUUGCAAUGAAGAUAGGGAACAAGCUCGACUAUUUCAAGAAUGUGGCCCCUGUGAGUCCAGUCAAGUCCGCUGAUGCCAUGGACGUUGAUGAUGCCCCCGGGGAGGGACCCCAGCAGAAACUUGUCAGCUACCAGCUCAUGAAGAAGUUCUCAAAAGAGGUGCUGGUGAGGAUGAAGCAGUACCGUGAUGACCUCCUGGCUGCCUGCCUGACCCUGGUCCUUGCCCUGCCCAAGGAGAUCAUAGCCGAACAGAUGACAGAGAUUGUCCCAGCCAUUCAAGUGACUUUGACCCUGGGUCUGAGUUAUCUCCCCUUGGCAGCUAUUGGCCUUGACGCCCUUGAGUACUGGAGCUCUCACCUUCCAGAGCGGAUUCUACACCCUCACUAUAAGGACAUCCUGCCUUUUCUGGACAACUAUAUCAGAACUGUAGACAAAGGUGCUGAAGAGGUGAAUGUGGACAGCACAGUAACAGUGAAGUCCUCAAAGUCAAAGAGAGGUCGGAAAAAGGUCACCGUGAGGAAGGUGAAGGACAAGAAGAUGGCGAGUGAUAAGGGCUAUGAGUCACAGCUGGCCGUAGUGAAACAGAGAGUCAUGCACUACCUGGGAUCUCUCGGCGGGGGCAUCAACCAUGCUCUGCUGUCUCGCGCUGACGAGGAGAUCAGCAAGCAGGCCAUUGCCUGGGACACAAAACAGCACCUCAAGUUUGACAUGCCCUUCAUUGAUAUGAAACCAACUAUAUACUUUGACCAGUUCCUGCCUCACGUGGUGGAGCUGGCCACCAAGUCCGGUGACCGGCAGACCAAGGUGGCUGCAUGCGAGCUGCUCCACUCCCUGGUGCUGUACACCCUGGGGCGGGGGGCCACCCUCCCGGGGGACAAGCAGAAGAAGAUGCCCAUGGACCGGCUGUACAAGAAGCUGUUCCCCACCAUCCUGCAGCUGGCCUGUGACGUGGAGCUGGUGGCCAGACAGCUGUUUGAACCUCUGACCAUGCAGCUCAUCCACUGGUUCACCAACAACAAGAUGUCAGAGAGUGUGGAGACCAUGGCGCUGCUGGACACCAUCUAUGAUGGCAUCAUUCAGGCGACGGACACAGGGCUCCGAGACUUCAGUGCCCGGUGUCUGCGCGAGUUCCUGAAGUGGUCCAUCAAACAAACCAGCAAGAAGACCAUGGAGAAGAGCGCUGUAAACGCCAAGUCAGUGUUGAAACGUAUGUUCAGUUUUGCCGUCCAUCCAAGUGCCUUUAAGAGACUCGGAGCUGCACUCGCCUUCAAUAACUUCUAUGCAGUGUUUAGAGAGGAGGAUGCCUUGGUGGACAGGUUUACCUUCCAGAUCCUGGUGCACUUCGUGGAGAGUCUCAGUAUUGCCCACUCAGACCAGAAGUCUCUUGGUACAAGGGAACAAUGCACUAAAGCUUUGGAACAUCUGGAGAAGAUCAUCAAAGGUCGUGCUGACAUGCUGAAGAAAGAGAGCAAACUAAGAGAAGAACCAAGAGAAUGGAGCAAGAAGACUCUGGACAUUGCUGUGCGCUGGUUGACCAGGCAGUGUGGACGUCCGCAGACAGACUGCCGACACUCCUGCAUGAAGCUUGUGGUCAGUCUGGCACCACUGAUUCCAGGUAUCAAGGCUGCCAGGACAUAUUUCCAGACCUUUCUCAAGUCCAAGGAAGGGCCGCUCUAUUUCCUGUCCAGGUUUGAGGGAGGCAAUCAGGCGGAGUAUGGCAAGAUGGGGCUGUCGAGCUGCCCCCGGAUGGAGGACAUUGCGGACACAUUCUCUCUCACAGCGGCUGUCAGCUGGUUCGACAUGCUGCUGGCUGCACUGGACUGCUACACCUGGGUGUUCGGCCAGGGCUUCCUCACUCCUGAAGAGUUGUUUGGAGGCAAGUCCCGGGGUCAAGUUUUCUCAAGUAUCCAGUACUUCUGUGAGAAGCUGGCCCUGGUGGACAUCCAGGGUGCCUCACAACUGUUCACACAUCAGUCGACAGCCGACUUCUUCACCCCCCGGGAAACAGACGACUACAACAGGGCAAAGUGUACAGUGAUGGUCCGAGUGUUGAACUUGCUGAUGGUCAUGUAUGGAUCCCAUGCCAAGGUUGCUGCUAAGGUAAUCCCUGAGUCAGUGCUGAACCAGUCUCUGUGGGAGCUGCUGUGUAGAUGUGUGGUACAACCCAGCUCUGUUGGCUUCAAUAUGGGAGAUAUUGAAAUCAUGGAGAAACUCCCAAAAGAGAUGGAGCAGCUUCUUGUAGUAUUCAAGCAAUUCCUCCCUCCCAGCCACCUGAAACAACUCAACCUAACACUCAAGGAACAGCUCAAGGGAGACAGAGACGUGGUGGGGUUGUUGCCACUGUCGUUCACCGACGCUGGUGUUGACCACACGGGUGUCCAGCAGUUGGUGGCUGGGUACACGCAGCUGCACAAACACGGCCUGCUGAUGGAGGCAAUCAAACACGGUGGAGAUGCCAGCAAGCUGGCCAAGAAGGUCAUGCAAAAUGUGUACGAGGGAGUCAUACAGAAGACAGGCAGCCAUAACUCAUCUGUCAACCUGACACCGACAGCCGUCUCCCUGGCUAGAUCUCUCCUUCACCUGGCCUUCCAGCUGGGUUUGCCGGAUGACAGUCUGGUAGAUUCUCUUCUGGAAAGCAAGUUUGUUCUGGGACUUAGCCAAGGUUUGGAGCAGAGUCACGGGGACCUGUUCUUCACGAUGUUCAAAUCCCCCAUCAGUGCCCACCUAGCUGAGAGAUCGGACCAGAUACUGGUUCUCCUGGCCAAGCAAGCGGCAAACGAUCCUCGCCGAGUGAGCAGUCUGCUGGUCAGCAUGGUGGAUCAUGUGGUCAAGGACAGGGCACUCCGCAAAAAGGAGGGUGAGCGGGUGCUGUCUGCCAUCCUGAUGCAGUGGGAGUUUUUCCGGUCAUGGGUGUUCAACAAGGCCACAGCUGACCAACAGGAGUUGGUCAUCCUGCUUCUGACCAAGAUGCUGCAGGUGGACAGUAAGCUGGCCUCCGAUACAUCACACCCUGCGUACACCACCUUGUUUGAGAUGUACCAGACAAUGUUGACAGACAGCAGGACUAAUCUGGCCUUUAAGAAUCGUGUGUUGGACCUGCUUCCGUUCUUCUCUGUUGUUGGUGAACCCCACAUAUCUAACCUAAAGCGCAGCCUGGAUAGAUUUGUGGCUGACCAUUUCCCACUGAAGAGUGCCGAGUUUGUAAAGGGAAGUCCAAAAUACAAUGACUACAUUGCAUCCAUAGACAAGCUCCUUGCUGGCCUGGAGCUGUCUGGGAGUCCAGUGCUGCUGGAGUUGAUAAUCAGCAUCUUCUGUCGUGAGAGUCGCCAUGCACACGAGGAGGAGAUACAGGCCACGCUUAUCAGGUUCAUCAAACGGUUACCAGCAGACAAGCAGAAGGUGGUCCUGGAUGUGCCACUCAGGAUCUUCCAGAAGGAAGGAAGUUUCCCCAAUGAGAUACGCCGUGCUACAAUCGAGCGUGUUUGUCUGCCGAUGCUCCGGCUGUGCCAGAAGACUGCCUUUAUCGAGUUCUACCUGGAUCACAUUGGAGAGAUCAUGAAGGUGGUCGAGACAAAGUUGAUCAAGGCCGUGGCGGAGAUGGAGACGCAGCUGACCAGCAAGCAGUGCUGCUUCCAGCUGCUGGAGCUCCUGUACUCACGCAUGUCCAAGGAUGAGAUCAACACCAAGAACUCCACCAUCAAUGACAAGUUCUGCUCUGGCAAUGCCACAACAGGCAAAGAGCUGACACAGAAGAUUAUCAAAACUUCCCAGGAAGCCAAGAGUGAAGAUGUCCGAGGUGAGACCACGUUGGUGGAACAGCGUCGCCUGUAUCACUGUGCAGCAUACAACCUGCUCAUAGCCGUCAUCUCCUGCACACAGUCCGAUGUCAAGUUCUUCAAGGGAUUCCUCUUCAAUGAUGAUGAAGCAAAGGGUCAGUUCCUGCUGGACAACAUCGUCGACAAGGAAAGGACAUAUGAGUUCACCGUGGAGCUGCAGAACCCACUUGAAAGGAAGAAAAAGUUUGUGUCCAUCCGUAAUGAAGUGAAGGAGAAGCGGGCUGAUGAGGAAGACGACACAAGCAUCACAUACGGCUCCUCAUACCACCUGGCAUCUCAGUAUCUGGCCGACAGCAGCCUCAGUGAGGAUGUCAGCCAGUACGAUUUCUCCAUGUCAGGCUCCGCACAGAGCGUGACUGGAGAUAGGUCAAGGGGCAGAGGUCAGUUCAAGAGGAAGGCCAGCUACACUGCUGUCAAGGAGGAGGAGGGGAAUGUGACUGUCGAGGAUGACUAUGUGGAGCUGGAGAUGGAUGAACUGAACCAGCACGAGUGUAUGGCGUCUGUCAUUGCCCUGCUGAGACACAUGCAGAGGGAAGAGAUCACACCAGCAGUAGCUCAGGGUACUUUGCCCAAGGAGAUGCCCUCAUGGAUGAUAUACCUCCACAACAAGAUGAUGAAGGCCACAGUGCACAAAAACAUCAAACUCUUCAUAGCCAAACUUAUCAUCAACACAGCAGAUCUAUUCCAGCCCUAUGCCAAGUUCUGGCUGCGGCCCCUGUGCCAGUUUCUCUUCACUGACACAGUCACGUCUGGGGGCACCAACUACUUCAUUGUGGACCUGGUUGUCACCAUGAUGUCCUGGCACACCACUGCAAUACCUCAGGAUUCUGCCGAGGAGAAAGCUAUGGCCUCUCGCCUUGUGGAGUUCCUCACUGCCAACAUCCACCAUGACACAAGGUUUGUGUUCCGGAACAACCUGGACCUGCUGAAGACCCUGCUGGAGUGCUGGAAGACCAGAGUAGACAUUCCCUAUCAUGUUAUAUACAAGCAGCUGAAGACGUCUGACCCAAAGUCCAAGGACAGCCUGACUGGCAUACAGGUGCUUGGAGUGAUCAUUGCCUGUCAGUUCUCACCAUACGGUCCAUCGGCUCCUGUAGAUAGAGAAAAAUAUUUUAGUGCAGUUGUGAAUGCCAUGGGCAACCAUUACAAGGCGACGUAUGCCCCUGCGGCAGAGGUUGUGGGGAUGAUCUUCAAGUACCUGGCUGAGAAGGAGAGACAGACUGAGGGCUCCUUCCAUGACCAUGUUGUUACCUAUAUGUCCUCCAUACAACAGAGCAAGCCGGACAACUUCAUUGUGUGUGUCCACCACAUGCAGAGGCACUACCCCGCCAUUGCUACCAGAUUCCUGAACCGACUGCUGUUUAUGCUGCCAAGUCUGCAUGGAGAGUUCCGCACCCAGUGUCUGGAAGUGAUACACAGUGGGAUCGACCAGGUUGAGAAUGUCUUCCUCGAGCUCCAUAGCAAAGGCCUUCUCAAAUUCCUGACACACAGGGAUGAGGACACCCAACAGAUGUCUCUGAGGAUUGUCAAGUCAAUCGCAGCCAAGCUGAAGCCCGAGGAACUGUCCAAGCUGAUGUCUGCUGUGUGUAGCAUCAGCCAGCACCCCAGCACCUCCUGCCGUAACACCAUGUACGAGAUACUCAUGUGGAUAUACGACAACUACAGGGACGAUGAGUCGGAGGAAGGUCACCAGAUCAUGCAGCAGACGAAGGAGACUCUGCUCCUGGGACUGGGAGAUGAGGACCUCCACUGCAGAUUGCUGGUGCAGAACUUCUGGAGCAGUGAGACCCGUCUGCCCACAGGAACCCUGGACCGUAUGGUGGCCAUGUUGGAGGCCAUGUACUCCCCCAGCACAGAGCAGCAGUAUCUCAGCUACGCCACCAACCUCCUGCUGGAGAUGACCUCCAAGAGCCCCGACUACCAGAGGGAGAUAUUUGAACAUGCUCUGUCAGAGUGCAAGUUUCAGGACUACUCCAUCCACUCCUCCUGGAGACAGCGCCAUGCCGUCAUGACGCCGCUGUUCGCCAGCACCCAGGCUACACAGACAAUGGAUACCACUAUGAUGGAGGACAGUCUGGAUGGAGGGGUCCGAGCAACUGUGGAUGCAGCUCAGUUCACACAAACACAGGAAGCAGGGUCUCGGGCUCCCUUCAACUGGCUGACCCAGAGCAGCCUGGACUCCUUCUCUGAUGCCUUCACCCUGGGGGGAGAGACCCAGACUCAGAGUUCUCUCCUCUUCUCUGUGGGUGGGGGCGACAGUCGGACAAAGUCACGAAGACCAAGACCCAAGGGCCCAGGGCCAGGGUUUGGCCAGAGACCAGGUCCUUCUCAAGCAACAGCAGGGGCAGAUGUAAAGAAAGAAAAUCCAGGGUCUAGUCAGCAGAGUGACAUUCUGAGACUGAAGCGUCGAUUCCUGAAAGACCAGGAAGCAUCCAGGCUGUAUUUUGUGAAGAAAGCAUCAAGGAUGAACAAAAUGAGAGAGACGGCCCGCCUAGAACAACAGAAGCGGCGUGAGAACCAAGUGACGAUGUACCGCAAGUAUCGUAUUGGAGACCUGCCGGACAUCCAGAUCAAGUACUCCUAUAUCAUAGCACCACUACAGGCAGUUGCCCAUCGAGACAGUACAGUGGCCAAGUUACUAUUCUCUUCACUCUUCAAAGCUAUAUUUGCCAAGAUGGACACCGUGAAGACAGAACGAGAGAUUGAGGAAAUGAAUGAGCAAAUCAACAAAAGUCUCGACUCCAUCUUUUCUCUGUCCAGCCAGUACUUCCCUCCAUUUCUCUCCUGCAUCAUGGACAUCCUGUACGACCUGAGGACCACGCUGAAGGUGGAGCCGGCCAACCUCGGAGUGUGUGCUGUCAUCAGCAACCUGCAGCCCCUAGGGCUGACUGUGAUGGAGGAGCAGUUGAUCCAGUGCAACACGGAGGAAGCCCGUCCCAGUAAGCACGGCAAGAUGGAGGCCACGACAGUCUCCCUCGACACCAGUCUGUGGAUAGAGAUGGCCAGAUUGUACAAGUCAGUGGAUGAGUAUGACGUUCUUCAGGGCAUCUUCAGCGGGAAGAUCAAGACCAAGCCCAUCACCCGCGAGGCUCUGGAGGCCGAGGCUAGAGGGGACUACCAGGGAGCCAGGAAACUCUACGAGGAGGCGUUGUCGUGUGAUGACUGGGAAGGAGGGGAACCCACAGAUGCGGAGGUGGAUCUGUGGGAUGAUGCUAGGAUGGAGUGUUUGGACCAUUUGACACAGUGGGAAGCUCUGCAAGAAGUCUGCAACAACGGCAUUGACAGCACUGGAUCUGGAACACUCAACAAUGUUUGGGACGACUCAUUUGCUCAGGAACACUACCUGCCCUACCUCCUGCGUAGCAAGCUGAAGCUGAUGCUGCAGGGAAAUGAGAAGCAGCAGUCUCUGCUCACAUUCAUUGAUGAUGCCAUGAAGGACGUGGAGCGGAAAGUACUUUUGGAGAGUCGCUACUGCUUUGAGUUGGCGCUGAUGUACCUGUGGCAGGAGGAUUACGACAGAGCCAGACAUUACUCCACCAUGGCGUCACAGAAGUUCCUGCAGGACUGGAGCAGCACGGACACUCUGAUGGCCUCCAGUCGGACGUGUCAGCUCCAGAGACUGCAGCCCCUCAUGGAGUUGCAAGAGUUCCUCGCAUUCCGCAGCACGGAGAGCAACUUCUCAUCGACUGGUCCCGCCCAGCGCCUGGCCCAGCAGUGGGAGAGACGUUCCCCUCAUCUCCUACUUGACACCACGGACACCUGGGAUGAUAUCGUCACUAACAGGAAUGUCUUCCUUGACUUGAUCUGUAACCGCCUGUCGCAGCAGACGAUGAAGAACGAUUCCAUGGAGGAGAUGGUAGAGGAGGACAUGUUUGAGGAUACCAAACUGAGGCUGAAGCUGGCAAUGGCUGAGAGUGCUCGGGAUCAAAACAACUUUACCCUGACUCUCCGGAUACUGAGGGAAACUCACGGGCGGUGUAAGCGUGGUGGUGACGAGAGACUGUUGGUGGAGUGGAGUCAACUGUACGCCAGCACACACCACAGGAAGGCCACCAGCUCUCUCGAUCAGUGGACAGAUGACACCUUCAACAAUGUACUCACCACUCUCGACCAACUAGGGAAGUAUUCCGGCAGUGGUGUCCUGACUGAGCGGUCCGACCUGGGGCGCCGCCACUGUGUGUUGACUGGCCAGGCCUUCCAGAUGCUGGGGGAGGGACUCAGUUCCCUGGGGGACAUGAAGGACCUCAGUCAGAAGACCAGUGAUAAACUCUUGGAAUACUGUGGAGGGAAGAAAGUUUCUCUUGAAGAGAUGAAGAACAAGCUGGUAGAGCGAGGCUACCGUGAGAUGAAGUCAUCUGUGAGUGCAGACAAUGAAAGGGAGGUCCGCCAGUCCAAGUACGGAUGUGAUGAGGCGUAUCUGGCCGUGGCUAAAUACUGUGAUAAAGUAUUGAGGGACCUGGAAGAUGAGGAGGCUGAUCUGUCCCCGGCAGUAGCGAAGACGUUCCCGGACACAGUGGUGGUCUGCAUGCUGAAGGCGAUGAAGCUGGGUUCCGUGGAGGCCAGGGAGAGAUUCCCUCGUCUCAUGCAGCUGGUGGAGUACUACCCAGAAACCAUGGCAACAUUCAGGGAGAAGAGUCGGGAGGUGCCCAACUGGAUGUUCAUGUUGUGGCUGGCCCAGAUGAUGGCGCUCCUGGACAAGAAGGAGGCCCCAGCUGUGCAGCCCAUCGUCGUCAGCCUUGCCACGGACUAUCCACAGGCUGUGAUCUAUCCCUUCAGGAUCAGUUGUGAAGGGUUUGUGUUUGGGAAGACGCCCCAGGACACCAAGAACAAACAAGCAGUUGAAGAGAUUUCCUCCCUUCUGACUGAAGACAGAGUGCCACUGGUGUCCAAGUUCAUCAGUGCUCUCAACCAGUUCGGACAACCAGAAAUGCUUUUUAAGGACUGGGCGACAGACAUGAGCAAGCUGCUUCAUUCCAGCAAGAAGACGAAGGAAAAGAUCCUGGAGAUGUACCAGGAAAUGUAUGAAGGUCUGAUUGAACACAAGACCAUAGCGUCAUCACUGGAACCCUCUGGAACACAGCUGUCUAUACUGACCGGCACAGGAUCGGUCGGUUUCGGGGAGUACCGCAAGAAGUUUGCUGAUAAAUUCAAGAAAGAAAUGGACACUCACUUUGGGAAGGAAGGAAGCAAACUGGUUAGCAUGAGCUACAAGGAAUUUGGGAAAAUCGUGAAAACAUUUAAUGAUGAGUUUGACAAGUUGAAGGAAGGACGUGGCGCGAUGCUGAACCCCCCGACCACACUGAGGCUGUACUGCCAGUGGAUGUCCGACUUCAACCCCAACAGAGAGAGCCGGGACCUCGAGAUCCCAGGCCAGUAUGACGGACUGUCCAAACCACUGCCAGAAUACCAUGUCAAGGUGGCAGGAUUUGAUGAUCGAGUUCUGGUGAUGUCUUCAAUUCGUAAACCAAAGAGGAUCACGAUCCGAGGUAACGAUGAGAAGGACUAUCAUUACCUGGUGAAGGGAGGGGAAGAUCUCCGCCAGGACCAGAGAAUAGAGCAGCUGUUUGUUAUCAUGAACAAAGUGAUGGCCAAGGACCCGGCAUGUAGACAGCGCAAACUGAAGCUCAAGACCUACCAGGUCAUUCCCAUGACACCAAGAGUGGGUCUCAUCGAGUGGAUGAACAACACCUGCCCUCUGAAGGAUUUCUUGCUGGAUGCUCUCACUGAUGAGGAGAAGAAGUUUAUUAACUCUGAUCAGGGGCCAAGUAAAGUACACCAGCGCUGGACAGGUAAGUUUUUUGAUCCCAAGAAGGGCGUGGCUGCGAUGUACUCUCAGGUGUACAUGAAGUACAACAAGACGGAGACGGAGCGAGAGUUUCGACUGAAGGAAAGCAAAGUCCCCUGGGGUCUCUCCAGACGUGCAUUCCAUCAGAUGAGCACAUCACCUGAAGCCUUCCAUGUCCUGAGAUGUGGACUGGCGACGUCCCAUGCCGUCAUCAGCAUCUGUCAGUACAUCCUCGGCAUCGGUGACCGGCAUCUCUCCAACUUCAUGGUCAAUCUUAAAACUGGUCACAUGGUGGGGAUUGACUUUGGCCAUGCAUUUGGCUCAGCGACACAGUUCCUGCCAGUGCCUGAGCUGAUGCCGUUUCGACUGACCCGCCAGAUUGUGAACGUCAUGCUGCCGCUGCAGGUGAAGGGUCUGCUGGAGAACACCAUGGUCCACGUCCUCCGCGCCCUCCGCAACGACUACGACCUCCUCCUCAGCACCAUGGACGUCUUCGUCAAGGAGCCAUCAGUGGACUGGAUGCAAUUUGCCGAGAAACAAGUUCAGGCAGGAAUGAAAACGGAAGAUGCUGAUGUGGAUGCAGCUUGGUACCCAAAGCAGAAGAUUCGGUUUGCUCAGCAGAAACUAAGGGGAGACAACCCAUGCUUCAUUACCAGAGAAGAACUGCGACUAGGCCACUCCCGGAACAUCGCCAUCAAGAGUAUGGAGGAGGUCCUCCUUGGCAACAAGAAGGAACAUGUCCGUGCUCAGCUGCCAAGGAUGGGUCUCUCUGUAGAACAGCAGGUGGCUGCCCUCAUAGACCAGGCCACUGACCCUAACCUGCUGGGGAGGGUGUGGGCCGGCUGGGAAGCCUGGAUGUGAUCAGGGUAUUGGCCACCGACCCUGACCUGCUGGGGAGAGUGUGGGCUUGUUGGGAAGCCUGGAUGUGAUCGGGGUAUUGGCCACCGACCCUGACCUGCUAGGGGGUAGUGGGUGGGUUGGGAAGCCUGGAUGUGAUCGGGGUAUUGGCCACCGACCCUGACCUGCUAGGGGGUAGUGGGUGGGUUGGGAAGCCUGGAUAUGAUCGGGGUAUUGGCCACUGACCCUGACCUGCUAGGGGGUAGUGGGUGGGUUGGGAAGCCUGGAUAUCGGGGUAUUGGCCACUGACCCUGACCUGCUAGGGGGUAGUGGGUGGGUUGGGAAGCCUGGAUGUGAUCGGGGUAUUGGCCACUGACCCUAACCUGCUGGGGGGAGUGUGGGCCGGUUGGGAAGCCUGGAUGUGAUCGGGGUAUUGGCCACCGACCCUGACCUGCUAGGGGGUAGUGGGUGGGUUGGGAAGCCUGGAUAUGAUCGGGGUAUUGGCCACUGACCCUGACCUGCUAGGGGGUAGUGGGUGGGUUGGGAAGCCUUGAUAUGAUCAGGGUAUUGGCCACUGACCCUGACCUGCUAGGGGGUAGUGGGUGGGUUGGGAAGCCUGGAUGUGAUCGGGGUAUUGGCCACUGACCCUAACCUGCUGGGGAGAGUGUGGGCCGGUUGGGAAGCCUGGAUGUGAUCGGGGUAUUGACCACUGACCUUAACCUGCUGGGGAGAGUGUGGGCUUGUUGGGAAGCCUGGAUGUGAUCGGGGUAUUGGCCACUGACCCUGACCUGCUAGGGUGUAGUGGGUGGGUUGGGAAGCCUGGAUGUGAUCUGGGUAUUGGCCACUGACCCUAACCUGCUGGGGAGGGUGUUGGCUGGUUGGGAAGCCUGGAUGUGAUUGGGGUAUUGGCCACCAAUCUUCAUUGGGAUGCCUAAGUAUGAUAAGGGAUAUUAUCCAACGACCUUAAUCUGCUGGGGAGGGUGUCGGUGGGGCCUGGGUGUGAUCAAGGACACUGGCCAAUGACCUUUGCUGCUGGGGAGGGCGUGGGUUGGGAUAGGGUGGGAAGCGUGGAUGUGACUGGGGACACCGACCUCCACUGUAUGUCAGGGUAACCAGGGUGUUCAUGACAAGGUGAAGGACACUGGUCUCGUUUCAGAAGUCACCUCCUGAUGAUACUGACCACUUGACAUUCUAACAACUCAGCCAAGUGAAAUCAUCCCUUCAGACAAUCAGGCAGUAGUCAGCUAUUGCAAUCUGUAGAAUAAAGAAAAAUUAGUGUGUGUGUCAUACUAAUUUUAGGAGACAAGUGUCCAAGUGUUUGUAUUUCAGGAGCAAGAGCAAAUAUAAUCUCUUUAUUAUCCACAUUUUAUUAUCAGCUGUUGUAAAGAGGUAGUAUCUUUAUUGCAUGUGGAGAAGAUGACACAGUGAACAUGUCGUAACAAUAUGACUUCAUUGCUAUUAUAACAUUAUGUCAACAGUGGUGUCUGUAUUCUGCCAACUGGGGUAUUCAUUUUGUUGGAAGCUCCUUAGUGUGUCUGAAAUCAUUACACAUGUCCAUCAUAUAGCUUGUUAUUAACUUACUUAUCUUGAACCAUAUAGAUAAGAAAUCCAAUUUAAUCUCUAGACUGAUUUUCUUAUAUAUAGGUCAUGCAUUGCUAGGUCAAGUCAUCCGUAAUAAGCCAGAUCAAUAAAUCUUGAACAUAAAUGUGUAAACUAUUAGUAUGAGUAAUAUGUGCACCAGUAUUUACUGCAUGUAUGCAGGACAUUUUUCUACAAAAGUGUCCAAACAUGUACAAAAUUGUCUUGAAAAUGGUGUUAGAAAUAAGCGUCUGCCUGUAGGCUUGUGGCGAGAUCUUGUGUUGGGCCAGUAGUUUCAAGUUUGUAUAGGUCCUUGUGGCCUGCAGUAAACUUUUGUGUUGAUUUAACUUGUCACAAUAAACUGCAGUUUUUUAAAUGAGGGCCUGAAGAGUCAUGAAUAUCAAUUGAGAAACAUGUUGUGUCUUUAUUUCACAAUGUGAUAUAUAGAUACAAAAUAAGUAUUUGUUUCUCAUAAAAUAUAAUUUAAAAGGGCCUUUUGAUGCUAAAGGAUAUCUUCUUAAUUAACUGUAUUGUAUCAGUUAAUAAACUAUAGAACAAGUAUGGUAUUUUAGACACAUGUUGUGGACUUCCUGUAGUAGCUGUAUCAUCCCAUGCUGAGUGAAGGUUGUAUAAUGUGUGUGACAUCUGUCUAGAAAAGGUAUUGACGUGGUAGACAUUUAAUAGGUGUGACUGUAUCAGGAUGUGUGAAGCUAUUCGAGGAUGGUGAAGUGUAGAUAUGAUUGAUUUAUGUUAUAUGAAUAUAGAAUCAUUUAUACUGGUACUUGCAUUAAAAAUUGUCAGCAAUAUUAUAUAUCGUAUGUGGACUUGAGUGAAUUUCAUUAUCUUUCAUACUUUUUAUUCUUUGUUUGAUUUGUUGAAAAUAAGGAAUAUAUUGUGAAUUAAGUUACGUACAGUUUUUGCAUUUUUUUCCUCCUAACACAAGCAAUGCUUAGUGCAGAGAAAUUGAAAUCAGAUUUUCCACAGCUGAAUUUCUACACUUAUUCAUUCGUUUUAUCAGUUUUGAUAUCCUGACUAUGACAAACACAUGGUAUUUGGGUUUUCCAUUCUAAAUAUAGCAGGAAUUUAUCUGGGAUAGCAUACCAAGUGCAUGGUAUUUUAACAUUGUAUUACACUAUUGCAUUCGAUGCAACCAAGCAAAACUGAGCAGUAAAGUCUCUUCCCUUCGUUAGUCCUACUAUUAGAGAACAUCAGUCAUAACUACAACAUGAAUAUCAGGGACAUUUUGGUAAUAUGGUAAAUAUGUACUGACAUUUGCUGCAGAUUUGGGGACAAAUAUCAGCCUCUGAGCAGGUCCAGACAAAUCUCUGUGGCCAUUGAUUCCCCAUGAUGUAAACAGAUGCUAUAUGACACUGGGAACGGGGCAACUGUGAUACGUGUAUAUUUCCUGCUCUGUGGAUGUUAACUUUGACAUUGUUCUCUGGUACAUCAAAGCCCUUGCCACCUGUGAUCAGGAAAUCACUUGAUUUUGUGAUAUGACAUCCGUUAGAUUUCCAGUUUGAUUUAGAUGUACAUGUAUUUUCUACAGGACAUGUUGUUCAUAUCUUCCUUUGAAGAUCCUAUCAUGUUCUGAGAAAAAGCUUUGUUAGGAAAUUAACCACAAUGAAAAUUAAUGGCCACAUCAGUCAUUAUGCCCUAAUGGUUACAAUGUUAAACUAUCACUGUCUGUCGCCUGCAAUAUGUUGCUCAUGCUAUCAUCCACUUGUUAUUCUGGUCGAGAUGCAGUUAUUUACAGGAUGCCAUGAUAUGGUUGUAAUGACUCCAGGGGGCACGGGUGGCCCAGUCAUCUAAUGCCGCAAUUCGCUGUGCAGAGUUGCGUCCCUUGGGCACGCCAGAAACCUAUGAUUUUGGGUUCGAAUCCCGGUUCGUCCCGAUUAUGUUUCUAG
This is a messenger RNA of Haliotis rufescens (red abalone), 15908 nucleotides long. RefSeq names its product DNA-dependent protein kinase catalytic subunit-like. Lineage: Eukaryota; Metazoa; Mollusca; Gastropoda; Lepetellida; Haliotidae. The record is from RefSeq and is a predicted model, not a curated record. Gene Ontology annotation, molecular function: DNA-dependent protein kinase activity; protein binding. Gene Ontology annotation, cellular component: nucleus. Bases 1 to 12450 code for a protein of 4149 amino acids. Gene Ontology annotation, biological process: intrinsic apoptotic signaling pathway in response to DNA damage; telomere maintenance; double-strand break repair via nonhomologous end joining. The transcript is spliced from 95 exons.